Molecule: messenger RNA, 471 nt
Organism: Triticum turgidum subsp. durum (durum wheat)
Lineage: Eukaryota; Viridiplantae; Streptophyta; Magnoliopsida; Poales; Poaceae
Source: the annotation of a GenBank genome assembly
AUGAAGACCUUGUUCAUCCUCGCUCUCCUCACCCUCACGAGGACCAACGCUGUUGCGCAGUUGGACACUACCUGUAACCAGGGCUCCGAGCAAUGUCAGCAGCAGCAACAACCAUGGCAACAAUGGCAGCAGCAGAUGGACCCAUGUGUGCAAUUCUUGUGGCAUCAGUGCAGCACAGUGACACUGCCAUUUGUCCAGUCGCGUAUGUGGCAACUUAGCAGUUGCCAUAUAAUGCGACACCAGUGCUGCCAGCAGCUAGCGCAGAUCCCAGAGCAGUUCAGGUGCCAGGCCAUCCACAGCGUGGCUCAAGCUAUCAUGCAGCCGCAGCCCCAACAGCAAUGGCAGGCUCCGCUUGAGAUCAUGAGGAUGUCGCUUCAGAGCUUGCCGUCGAUGUGCAGCGUGUACAUCCCGGCAUACUGCAACCCCCUACGGCAUCCCCAUGGCCAGAUGUGGCGAUGGAUGGGUCUGUGA